Messenger RNA from Solanum pennellii, 1907 nucleotides. RefSeq names its product basic salivary proline-rich protein 1. NCBI's taxonomy places the organism in Eukaryota, Viridiplantae, Streptophyta, Magnoliopsida, Solanales, Solanaceae. The coding region runs from base 17 to 1561 and encodes 514 amino acids. Gene Ontology annotation, molecular function: nucleosomal DNA binding; double-stranded DNA binding. Gene Ontology annotation, cellular component: nucleus; nucleosome; nucleolus. Gene Ontology annotation, biological process: nucleosome assembly; chromosome condensation; negative regulation of DNA recombination. The record is from RefSeq and is a predicted model, not a curated record. The transcript has 4 exons.
UUAUAUACAUGCCCUUAUGGACCCAUCCAUGGAUCUACCGAUGCAUAUAGAACAACCGACGUUUAACCCUCCACAACUCGUUAACCAUGACCUUAACCCCCCUCCCCAAGACCCUACCCUAGCCCCUGAUUUCUCUUUUCCCGAACCUGAUUAUGCUGAGUUGAUAACGGCGGCUAUAACGGCGUUAAAGGAGAAAGAAGGGUCAAGCAGGGUAGCUAUAGCCAAGUAUAUAGACAGAGUCCACCCAAAUCUACCACCCAAUCACUCGGCUUUGUUGACUCAUCAUCUCAAGCGCUUGAAGAAUUCUGGAUAUCUUGCUAUGGUGAAACACUCCUACCUGCUUGCUACACCUGGAUCUGCUCCGCCUCCGCCGGAGGCGGCGGCUGUUGAUUCAAAUGGGGGUGACGCUACUCCGUCUAAGCGGAAACCUGGUCGUCCUCCUAAGUCGAAGCCUGAUGCCCAGUAUCAAGACCCAUUUCAAGGGGCUCAGAUUCAGGCCCAACAGCAGCAACAAGCAGAGUUCCAGCCUCAGUUCGUUCCUCAACCGCAAUUCCAGCAGUUUCAGCCUGAUCCGUUACUCCAAAAUCAGAUCCUUUUUCAGUCUCAGCAACAGCCACAGGGAUUUGCUGCUCCUCAUGAAGCUGAGAAUUAUACGAAUCUUGGGGCUCAGUCUGUGUUUGUUUCUCUUGGGUUAGCUGAUGGGCCUGUUGGGGUUCAGAAUCCAGGUGGUUCUGUUCCUUCUCCUACUGGAACUCCGGUACCGGCAAGUAACACCAAGAGACGCUCUGGUCGUCCUCGAAAGGAUGGUUCCACUGUAGUAAGGUCGUUGGAAACAAAAUCACCUGAACAGAGUGGUACGAAGAGGCGACCUGGUCGUUCUGCUAAGACUGGCACAGUAAAUGCUUCUCCUGCGGCUUCCCCCAAGCCCAGAGGGCGGCCAAAGAAAGGUUCUACUCCUGGACGAAGAGGCAGACCUAGGAAGAAUGUGCCUGUUAAUGUUAAUGCCGAUGUAGCCAACAUUCCUUCUGGUAAUCCCAAUAUUCCUGUUGAUGGUGGUGACCUUACUGCUCAAACACCAACCCCUAAACGACGGGGAAGGCCAGCAAAAUCUAACAAUCAAGGUGGACCUGCUGCUGCAUCUGUCGGUGUCACUGAUGUGCCUAUUGCUGCUGCUUUUGAUUCCGAGGGCUUUCCUAACACUGUUAGUGGUGUCACAAAUGGGGCUACUACGCCCCUUGGAAAGCGACGUGGACGUCCUCCAAAAUCAUAUAGUAGUCCAGCGGUUACUUCUACUGUUAAGAGAGCCAGGAAGCUUUCGGGGAGGCCUCUAGGUCGACCUAAAAAGAAUGUGACAUCCCCUGCAGUUUCGGACCCCAAGUUAGUGGUGGCUUAUGAAGAUCUAAAGGGCAAACUUGAUAAUAUGCAAUCAAGAAUCAGGGAGGCAGCAAAUGCACUGAGGCCAUGCUUAAAUGCUGAAACACCAGCAACUGCUCUGGCAGCAUUUCAAGAGUUAGAAGAGUUAGCAGGACCGGAUGUUGCAGAGAUGGAGGCAGUGGUUUAACUCCAGAGUGCAAAGAUUAUUCAGGGCUGGAGACUGUGAAAAUCAAGGCAGUUUCAGGGCAGAGCUAGUUGUUGGUGACGGGAUGAAGAUGUGCUUAGACAGUGUAGUUACUUCUAAGGGAUGUAUUUGUUACUGUCAAUUUGUUAGGUUAAUCAGGAUUCGAUAUUUCGUUGCACAGUAUGCAUUAUGUUGUAGUUCUAACUAUUUGUAGUUGAUUUCGUCGUUUGAUAAGUACCUUAUCUGCUAAUUUUGUUAGUGACAUUAAAGGGAGACUAUGUCAUGCUCUUGGAGUAUGUUGGAUGGUUGGAAAUGCCUUUGCCAGUUUUAUAAUACCUCUCUUCUUGGA